AUGUCAGACAAUAUAGAAGACUUCAUUAAGUCAAUUCCAGAAUUCAAAGCAUCUCGAUUAUCAUCCCUUUAUUCAAACUUCCAAAAACUAAAAACAUUAAAUAAAGAAGGAUAUGAAGCAAAUAUUCAAGCAUGGCAAUCCUUAUUACUCAAACUAAUAUCCAAUCAUAAGAUUAUUGAUUCAAACGUUUCCUUUACAACUUAUAAUCCUGAUAUAUUGAAAUUCUUGGGUAUUCUGAACUACGGUCAACCACAAAACUUAGGCAAUGAGUAUCUACUUAAUCACCGCUCUUUUCAUGAACAGGGACUUAGCUAUAUAUUGGUGAGUAAAGAAUCUUACAUAUCUGUCAUAAACGAUACCAAAUCAUACCUAUCUCCCAAAGUUUUUAGUCCGUUUGAACAACUACUUGCUAAAUAUCGGACCCUAUAUUUCAUCAAACAAGCUCAGGAAGCGUUAGAAAUAAUCAAAGAAGAAAUAAACAAACAAGCAACCUACUCAUCCAAACUCUUCAAUUCCGAUUCAUUAUUCACCUUCCUUUCCACUCAUAUCAAAAUCUCCCGCCAAGACCUUGACCUAUUCCUAAAAUAUUGGAAUCGAGACAUUCAGCAAUGUCACGUCCAAAAACUCGACCAAAUAACCUAUAUAAAAUUCUCCCCUAAAGAAGAUCUAACUCCCGACGACAUCCACAUCAUCGACCUUCAAUCCACAAUCCAAAACCUUCAUAACCGAUCCACCCAACUCUCGAACAAAUUAUCCAACCUAAAACUCGAAUUCAAACAGGUAUUAACCCUCCCCAGCAAACAACAACAACGGAUCAAAUUACGUCACCUCCUAACCCAACGACAAACCCUCAUGGCAUCACUUGAGAAAACCAGUGCGAUUCAUAAUGAAUUAUGUGGCAUAUUUGAGAAAAUCAAUGAUUCGAGGAUGAAUAUGGAGGUCUAUAUCCAAUAUCUCGCUUCAUCGGCUGUGUUGAAGAAUAUGAAUUCACGAGUGUCGAUUGAGGAGAUUGAGGAGGUGAAGUCUGAGAUUGAGGAGGAGAUGGCCAAGGCCGAUGAGAUAAGUGAUGCAUUGGUGGGAGAUGGGAGGAAUAUUGUGGAUGAGGAUGAGAUUGAGAAGGAAUUGGAAGAGUUGGAGAGAGAGGUUGUUGAGGAUGAGGAUGAGGAUAAGGUGAUUGAAAGGUUGAAGAAAUUGAAUUUAGAUGAGGCAGCAAAGCCGAUUUCAGAGCAAGAUAAGCAGGAGGAGAUGCAAGAGGCACCAAAGGAGAAAAUUCCCAUUCCUAAUUAG
This is a messenger RNA of Hemisphaericaspora subhashii, 1287 nucleotides long. RefSeq lists its product as uncharacterized. Gene Ontology annotation, biological process: late endosome to vacuole transport via multivesicular body sorting pathway; vesicle budding from membrane. Bases 1 to 1287 code for a protein of 428 amino acids. Gene Ontology annotation, cellular component: multivesicular body; cytoplasmic side of plasma membrane; ESCRT III complex. The record is from RefSeq and is a predicted model, not a curated record. NCBI's taxonomy places the organism in Eukaryota, Fungi, Ascomycota, Pichiomycetes, Serinales, Debaryomycetaceae. The transcript has 2 exons.